Molecule: messenger RNA, 3870 nt
Organism: Manduca sexta (tobacco hornworm)
Lineage: Eukaryota; Metazoa; Arthropoda; Insecta; Lepidoptera; Sphingidae
Product: zinc finger protein 26
Exons: 15
Coding region: 183-2813 (876 amino acids)
Biological process (GO): regulation of transcription by RNA polymerase II
Cellular component (GO): nucleus
Molecular function (GO): zinc ion binding; DNA-binding transcription factor activity, RNA polymerase II-specific; RNA polymerase II transcription regulatory region sequence-specific DNA binding
Source: RefSeq, a predicted model, not a curated record
ACAAGAACGCCACCUGCAAUCACAUUUCUACAAACGUGUCGCCAUAUUUUUGUAAAAAUUAUUGAGGUUCAAAGUUACUCUUCGAUGAUUUCGUUUGACAUUCAUUUGAAAUUUUCAAAACAUGAUUUGAAUUUGUUAUUAUAAGAUUAAUUCAAAUACAUAUUUUUUCAGCUUAAGUGAUAAUGUUCGACAUCCGAGCGUGCAGAGCUUGCCUCUCCACCAAAGGCAAGAUGGAGAAGGUGACAGAACUAACCAAGAAGACCUUCAACUCUAUUACAGGACUUGCGAUAACUUCAGUGGACGGGUUGCCGAAUUAUUUUUGCGCGGAAUGCCACACACAUUUGAAAAAGCUGUUGGCGUUCCGAAGGCGGUGUAGGCGCGCUCAUUUUGUUCUAAAAGAAAUCCUGGCAGUUGAGAAACAUGUUACACUAAACAACAUAAUGCAGGUAAACAGAAAAAGAACGAAUUUGAAAUCACCAUAUACACGGAAUAAUAGUGAAAACAUGGCGUACUAUACAAUCGAUACGAUAACACCAGAUAUCGAUACUAUAAUCGCUUCAAUAGACAAGUACGAGCCGAAUGUGGAAGAAAUAGUGAUGACCAAAAAAGAUAUUGGCACUGGAAAAUCGAUACUACAUAUCGAUAUAGAACCAGAACAUGAUACAAGCAUCCCAAACGAAGAAACGGAAAUCCAAGACACAGAAAUGACUGAACUAGAAGUGCCAGAAGAAUUGCCAGAAACCUUAGACGAUACACCAAUGGAUUUCGAAGACAUACCGUCCCCACCAUCUCCUCCUUCGCCUACGCCCGCCGCAAAAUCAGAGGACAAGACAACAGACACGCAUAAUGAAGUUUACCACAAAGGCCACAAGAAGUAUUUAUCAAGGAAGGUAUUGGAAAUUUGCGCGAUUCUAGCGCAGACUAAAAUAAGGAUGUUAGAUGAUACGGAGCAAAAGGAGGCGUUUAAGAAGAGAAUGGAAGAGCCUUGGUUUAAAAACGCCAGGAUUAAGUGUGCACUCUGCCUUGUCGUUUACGACGAUAUAAAGCAAUUAGUGAAACACGUUAAUCAGCAUAAUCAAGAUAUACAUUUCAAGUUCAUGUGUAAAGUUUGCAAAAUAAAAUACUGCACCGAAAAGGAGUUGUGCACCCACAUAUCAGUGUCGCAUUUGUAUGAAUAUAAAUGUAAGAAGUGCGACGCAGCGCCCAUGUAUGAUUUGAACGUAUUAAUUCAACAUCACAAGAAAGAACACCCCAAACCGAUCACUGUGUACGAGUCAAGGAUGACUUGCAUAAAAAAACACUUCCACUUAAAACCUUGCACGAAAGAGGAAACUGAGAUGAGACGGUUCCUGCCGGAAGCGGUACACCGAUGCCGGGUGUGUGAUACGCGCUUCUUGAGUAUAGGUGUGUUGCAGCAACAUUUGAAGAAGCAUGCGGCGCCGGUAUCAAAGGAGAGCCAUCAGUGUGAUAUCUGCCGUGCGCACUACAGGUCGGCUAGGAAGCUGUCUUCCCACGUAAAAUCCAUGCACAAGUAUACGUACCAUUGCAAACAGUGCCCGGUGGUCGCUAACAAUCUUUUGGAAGCAGAGUUCCAUAUGGAAACCCACAAUUCAAAUUUCUUGUGUGAAUUUUGCGAUAAGCAAUUCAGAGCAGAUUCCAUGUUGAGAAAGCACAGGUACUCGGCACACUACACCAAGACGCACAACUACCACUGCAACUUAUGCGGGGAAUCUUUACCCGAAGAGGAGUUAUUGUACCAACACCAGCUGUCCACGCAUGAGACUAUUAGCAUAGACAACCCGUUCGAAGGUGACAGUGAACAUUAUUGUAAAAUCUGCUCGUUCCAAUUCCUGUCGAAGAGGGCGUAUGAAAUGCACGUGCUCAAACAUGAACAUGGCGACGUCGCUAGCACUUUACAAAACGCGUGCAACCCUUGCAAGAUGCUGUUCGACUCGCCCGAGGAGCUCGAAAUUCAUGUACGGUUCGAUUGCAAGAGCACCAAGUGUAAAAUCAAUUGUGCUUAUUGCGCCUUGGAGUUCGAGAGCAGCCGCGAGUACCACUUGCAUCACAAACGGGAGCAUCCCAAGGAACUCUACCGGCCGUUCAACGUCAAACUGUGCGAUCAGUGCGGGCAGACGGUGGCGGAUCUGAACGAGCACAAGCGUCGCCACACGUCUAUGGCAGUUGCGCAGGAGUCGCUCGAGUGCGCGCUGUGCUACCCGACGCGCACGUUCGGCGACACGCGGCGGUUCGCGUCGCACGUGGUGCGCGUGCACACGCGCCGCCCGUACGUGUGCGCGCUGUGUGACGUCACGUUCAAGUGGUCCUCCGAGUGCAGAGAUCAUAUACUGAAGGUCCACGCCCCGGAACAACCUUACCAAUGUGAUUUCUGUUCAAAAUUAUUCUCGCACGGCGAGUUCCUGAAAGAGCACGCAAUGAAUGUACAUAAAAUAUCAAUGGCGGCGCCUCGGGUCGACGGCAAAUUCACCUUCACACUAUACGUCUACCCACAAAUGAAGUUAAACGUCAGCUUACUAAGCAAAGAUGUAUUGGCCAAGAUCACGAUAGAGUUGUGGGACUAUCUCCACGAAAAGAAGGAGGUACUUCAAGACUUCAGUGACUAUGUGAUAGUAGACAAACCGGAGAUGGGCCUGAAAGGGGCAUUAAAGAAGAAGAAGAAAGCUAAGAAGAAGGAAGAGGUAAAAGUGACAGAAGUAGUGGAGUGUUUGGAUAAUUUGGAGGUUAUUGAACAAGAUGGGGAGCAGUUUGUGAAUAUUGGUGGUGUUUUGUACAGAGUGGAGUAUGGGGAGUGAUAAGACUUCAAUUAUUAACAGCCAUUGAUUAUUCUAGACACGAACGUCUAUAUAAAUUUGUUAAAAAUCUGUACUUAAAACAAGCAAAACGACACUGUUAUAACCUAAUUCACUUGAACAACAGUAAUUUAUUCAAAAUCUGAACUGAAAUGGCAAACAAAACGUCACUGUUAUAACCUAAUUCAUUUGAACAAAAAAUAAUUUUAAAACAGAAAAGGUACGAAAUACAGGCAUGUGACGUCAGCGGGCAUUAUUUUGCUUGCAAAAGAAAGAGAUGGAGCGAUAUCUCCACUCCACGCCCACUCGCACGUAGCAAUAUUUGAAAUUUGAAUUACUGUCUCAUUUCUUUGUUUUCAUAAGAUUUCUUUUUGUACUAAUUGCUGUUACAUAUUAAAAAUGGACAAAAUCAAAUAUUGUCAAAUACCCUUUGCACUAGUUGUGAUCGCGGCUUGGCCUGCGUAUAAAAAAAUACCAAAUAAUGAUAUUUCAGCUGUGAGCUAAUAUAAUUAGAUUUACUAUAUUGGCGUGCUAAGCGAAAAAGCGGUAUUUCAGGGAAACCUUAUUUCGAGAUAAUCAAAGUUUUGUAAAUAUAGUUUUGUAUGUAAAACUGAGAUAGAGAAACUCUAAGAUUUUUAACAAGUUCUAAACAAGAUACCGGUAUUUAGAUAAGUUCAUUGGAUGGGUAUUUCUUUAAGCUAUCUGACGACAAAAAUCAAGAUUUUGAUUUUUUGAUAUACCGCUUUUGAGCUUAGAAUGGCAGUAUUGAAAUGAAAUAAAAUGAAUUAUUGUAAAACAAGGGUUUAAUAAACUCUACCAUUUAUUAUAAUAUUAUGUGUGACCUUCUUGUUUGGAUCAAGGAUAAUUUCAAUUUGUUCUAAUGAUUCUUCUUUUUCUAAUUUCUCGUUGUCCAUAGCUCGCGUCAGUCUGUCAAUAACUCUGUCAGUUAGUUUAUCAGUCAGAUCGUCAAUAAUUCCUGACGUUGAUAUGUUUUUAAUUAUAUCGUCUAAAUUGAUUUGUUUGUUGUUAAUUCUCUGUGGAAUAAAAAUAUUCAAAUUAA